AUGCAUCUUAUCCAAAAAAAAUAUCAAGGGUAUUUAUGUAUGUAUAUAUUCAUUGACCAAAUUACCCUUCCAGUAUUUUUUUCUUCCUGUGACAAGCACUUAAAAUCACUUUCAAAGACUCAAACUACAUUACACUCCAGUGUGUGAGAUCUGAUUCAUUUCUGCAGAAAACCAUGUUAAGAAUUUGCUUAAGAAAAAAUCUUCCCUAUGCAAGAUUAUUGUCUACUCAGAGUGGAAGGAAGUUACAAGACAAGGUGGCACUGAUAACUGGGGGAGCUAGUGGAAUAGGAAAAGCAGCAGCAACAAAAUUCAUCAAUAAUGGAGCCAAAGUAGUUAUCGCUGAUAUCGACCAACAACGUGGCCGAGAGACGGCAAUGGAGUUAGGACAUGAUGCAACUUUUAUAACUUGCGAUGUCACGAAAGAAUCAGACAUAUCGAAUGCAGUGGAUUUCGCGGUUUCUGAAUACAAACAACUUGAUAUCAUGUAUAACAAUGCAGGAAUACCAUGCAAAACUCCUCCAAGCAUUGUUAAUCUUGAUCUAGAAACGUUUGACAAAGUCAUGGACAUUAAUGUUCGCGGCGUUAUGGCUGGGAUCAAGCAUGCUGCACGCGUGAUGAUCCCGCGCGGAACUGGAUCCAUUCUAUGCACUGCUAGUGUCACUGGUGUGAUGGGAGGGAUGGCGCAGCAUACUUACUCGGUAUCGAAGUUUGCGGUUAUAGGCAUUGUUAAGUCUUUAGCUUCAGAGCUAUGUAGGCAUGGAAUCCGAGUCAAUUGCAUAUCGCCUAUUGCCAUACCUACUUCUUUUGUCAUGGACGAAAUGAAUCAGAUAUAUCCGCAUCUUGAGUCUCGACGACUUGUAGAAAUUGUUCGUAAUGUUGGUGUACUAAAAGGAGCAAAUUGUGAACCGAGUGAUGUUGCUAACGCUGCACUUUACCUUGCAUCCGAUGAUGCUAGAUAUGUUAGUGGACAUAAUUUAGUUGUGGAUGGAGGUUUGACAUCUUUUAAGAGUUUGGAGUUUCCUGCACCAGAUCAAAUGCAGUAGAAGUUUGUUCAAGGCAUGUUAAGAAAAAUAUAACAAUGGUGAAAAGCAACCAUGAACACAUUCGCCUUUCAAUUUUUAUAUCUUGUUUAGUAAGGGGACGAUUGAAAGAGCUUAUUGGGGGAAUGCAUAGCUUAUAAAAACAGCUUAUCUUGAAUUUGAACUUAUGUGGGGUUUAACUUUAUUGAUAUACAAGAACAUGAACCUUCAUAUGAUCA
Molecule: messenger RNA, 1258 nt
Organism: Lathyrus oleraceus (garden pea)
Lineage: Eukaryota; Viridiplantae; Streptophyta; Magnoliopsida; Fabales; Fabaceae
Product: short-chain dehydrogenase reductase 3a
Exons: 3
Coding region: 174-1043 (289 amino acids)
Molecular function (GO): oxidoreductase activity
Source: RefSeq, a predicted model, not a curated record